This is a messenger RNA of Gregarina niphandrodes, 3228 nucleotides long. RefSeq lists its product as hypothetical. The coding region runs from base 1 to 3228 and encodes 1075 amino acids. The record is from RefSeq and is a predicted model, not a curated record. The transcript has a single exon. Lineage: Eukaryota; Apicomplexa; Conoidasida; Eugregarinorida; Gregarinidae.
AUGUCCAUGUCUUCCAGCCUGCUGUCCGGCGCCCUGUUCAUGAGCCAGUCUUGGAGGCAGCGCUGUCUGGGCGAUCAGUAUGAGGUCGUGGAAGAAACCGAGGAGCUCCUCGAGUGGCGCCUCAUGUUUCCCAUUCGCGACAUUAUCCAGUUCCACCAACGAGAUGCCCCUGCUCCCAAAUCAGUGGAAUUCCGCAUACCUCAAACUGACGCAGACGAACGUCCCUUUCUGGACCGUUCCUUGGAGCGCCACGCGAACGAGCGCCAUGAGGACGGUCCCUUUGAGGAUGAUGUGCGGAGGUUGCGGGACUCCGCAUUGGACUUGUUCAACGCGCGCGUGGCAGACGACCUGGACGAGCUGACGGGGGAAGCUCCACCACAGCCGCGGUCAGGCCCGCAGUCCGGCUCGGGGCGGCAGUCUCGACAGUUGCCCGUGAGGGGACUGAGUUUAUUCCAGACAACGGCCCCGACGGACCUGCGUCGUGCGAGGAGUGCACUGCAUCAGACGAUCCAGGUGGACAGCAGAAGGGCGGUACACUUCCCGGCGUCGCCUUCCUCGCCGCCUCCCUCUCCGACGGUGCACUUUCCCGGGGAAGUGGCGAGCCCGAACGAUCGUUCGGAGGAAAGCGAAGAAGAAGACAGUGACCCCGACAGUCGCCGCAGCUACGGACGCACCACCCGGAAGGCGGUGUGGUCUGUGGGCUCCGACUCAGGAGGACUUGACAGCGGUCUCGCGCGGCAUUUGGAGCGCAGCACUUUCGCUCGCACACGGCCGCGGCUCGCGACCCAACGGCGUCAUCCACUAGGCAGCCAUCCCUUGGACGCCUCAAGCUCGGCCGACUCCAGCUUUUGGCAGCCUUCCAUCCAUACCGCCUCUGACUCGAGUCCCGACGAAAACAGGAGCCACGAAAACAGGAGCCACGGAAACAGGAGCCACGAUAUCAAGGCCGAGAGCCACAGAGACAGAGACGUAAACCACAGAGACGGGGGACAGUCCCCAGAGCCCUUUGGCGACUUGAUCAAGGCCAAUCUUCAAACGUUGGGCAAAGUCGAGUGCAAAAUUCAGGAACUACAGGACGCCGCGCGAAUUCCCCUCGCUGAAGAGAAGUGGGUCACUUCAAUCAAACAGUCGCCGCAGGCAAUCCGUCGCCGCAUCCUUAUUAGUGCCGGCACACCCUCUACGGCCGUCUCUCAUGCAGCGUCUCCCGCCGCCCUCUCGACCGCCGCCAUCUCGGCUACCGCCAUGUCGACCUCCCCCACCGCCAUUUCGGCCUCCCCCACCGCGCUCUCGGCCCCCCCCUCCGCCCUCUCGCCAGCCGUCGAGUUAGCCGCGGUCUUGUCGGCCGCGAUUCAGUCGUACUCGCCCGCCGCGGUUCAGUUCCCGACGGUGGCCGAGUCGUUCACGCCGAAGGCUCAAGCCACGUCGGGUGCUUUGGCACAGGAGGCCGGUUCCGUCCGCGCCGCGGGCCAUAGUCCCACGCGACUGGGGAAGGAGAUCCGGCUUGCGGCGGACGAUGCGCGCGCGCAUGGACCGGUUCCGCCAGGCGUACCCUGGACCUACCACCUGUGUCUGUUGCUCAGCAUCUUUCUGGGUGAAUGCACCUGGGCUGGCGCCUCUUGCCAGGAAGGGGUCUCGGGGGCGGAAAUGGUGAGGGCGGAAGCCGAUGGUGAAGAAGACAUGGCCUGGGACGAGGUGAGCGGCAGGGGGAGCGUCAAGCCCAAGAUACCGCCACUCAGGACGCCGGCCCUCAGGACGUCUGUGUUCCGCACAUCUGAGCUGCGGACCCCGCCGCUGGUCUCGGCGGUGCACGCCCAGAUCCGGUCGCAAGUGCUCGCACCAGCGCUCGAGACGCAAAAUGGAGCCGAGGCGGAGUCCCGAGCCUUCAUGAGUCAGGAUUGGCCGAGACCGAACGUGGCGCUGAGGCAGGAGGGUAUCUUCGCACGGGCCACCACCUUGGACAGCCGUUCGGUACGUCUCUUGCGCACAUUCCGUUCGCUUGCCCUUGUCGACGCGGCUCUGGUGACAAUCCCGGGGGACGGAGUCCUGGCAGCGGAUAUAGACUUGGCGGAGGACACACCGCAGGGCGCAAAAGGUCGGCACGCAGUUGCCGGCUGGUUCAGUGGUUCUUUAAAACAGAUCAAGUGGGCUAGCAAGCUCCCAGCCAGUCUGUCGCUGAAGAACUUGGCCCUCAAGACUGCCUGGCUCCGGAAGCGUCUGACGUCUGUAGGGACGGUUGUAUUGCCGGCAGACGACUUCCUGGCGAACAUGCUCACCAAAAUGGCCCCCGCGCACACGUGUGCUGCGCCGUUUGUUGAGUUGCGUCCUUGCGGGGAUGUGGUCAAGGUGGAGUUCAAAAGUGGUCUUUACCGAACAGCGGUCCUGGCGGUACAGUUUACGAAGCUGUGCUUGCUACGCGUGCCGCGUUGGCUAUGUCGCAAGACGUACGGGUGCGCAAAGAACUUCCGCGCCACGUUCAGUCUAAUCAACCGCAAGAUCGAACGUUUACUGUUGCCAGUACCGGCGGCUACUACGGGUGCGACUACUACCCCUGCGGUGGGUGUGGCUACUACGGGUGUGGCUACUACGGGGGGGACUACUAGGGCGAUGACUCCUACGGGAGGGACUACUACGGGGAGGACUACUACGGGGGGGAUUGUUGCUGUGACUACUACGGUUGCAACUGCCCCUGCGGGUGCUACGGCUGUAUUGGAGAGCGGCGAGGGUCAGGUGUCGAGUGGAGCGCCGCAUACUUUGAGCGCGCAAGUUUCGGAACGGUUGUCUGCAGACACGAGUUUGAUCCAGCUGUCGUCGGAGAGUGAGUGUUCACCGAGUGCGUGCUCGUCAAGCACGGGCGAAGCGGGUGCGAUAAACCGGCUUGUGGCGAACUUGGUAAAUCGCCGUCAGAAGAAUGACCACCGCUCCCGGAAUCAUAUGAACCGAAUGGAGCUUACGCCCAUGACCGUCGCAGACCAGCAAUUGACCAUAGGACUCUUCGCCCUUAUGAUGGUCCUCAUGCUACCCAUGGCCGUCGUCAUGGAUUGGUGGUUCGCAGAAAUACAGUGGGGCCCCCCUGAUGUCAGCUGGAUUCUAACCGCGCAUGACCAAUUACGUAUCAUCGACUACUCCGACGUACACUGGAUCGACAGCAUGACUGCAUACUCCUUCUUCGCCUGUGCAGCAGCACAACAUGCACCCGUCUGGACCCACCAAUACUUUUUCCCGCCCUGA